AUGGGGAAAGAUUUAAAAGCCCUUGCUGAUAUCAGAGGAUUAGAGAGGGUGGUGGGUACAAUUGACCCGAGGCAAAUAAAGUUGGGGAGCAGAAAGUAUUACAGGUACAUUGGAUCCCUUACAACUCCUCCCUGCACUCAAAACAUUGCCUGGACCAUGCUGAGAAAGGUCAGAACUGCUAGCAGACAACAAGUAAAACUAAUUCGUCAAGCUGUUCACGACGACUCAGAAACUAAUGCAAGACCUAUACAACCAAUAAACCAGCGUUGGGUAAAGCUCUACAGACCAACAGAUCGUCAAGAAGAUUAA
This is a messenger RNA of Ilex paraguariensis (yerba mate), 309 nucleotides long. Lineage: Eukaryota; Viridiplantae; Streptophyta; Magnoliopsida; Aquifoliales; Aquifoliaceae. The record is from the annotation of a GenBank genome assembly.